Ciona intestinalis (vase tunicate) is the source of this 1650-nucleotide messenger RNA. RefSeq names its product asialoglycoprotein receptor 2-like. Lineage: Eukaryota; Metazoa; Chordata; Ascidiacea; Phlebobranchia; Cionidae. The record is from RefSeq and is a predicted model, not a curated record.
CAGUUAUGUGGUGCAUUGCCAUUUACGUGGAAAGGGGUGUGUAACAGCAGUGCUAUAACUGCACAAACCGCACAUGGCACACGUUAUAACGAGGCUGUACGCCAAAACAAUGAUAAAGUGACGUAGUGUGGCGUCAUAUCGUCAUCAUGGGACAGAAUAUGCUUAUAGCGGAAAGUAGGUGUUUCCCUCUACCGGUCAUUGAAAGUGCACUGGCGUGCUAACAUGUUGUUUACUUCAAUGUUCCUCAUUCUAAAGUUAUACAGCCAUUAAAGUUAUUUAGUGGAGAAUGAAGCUUUUAGCUUUGAUUUUAAUUUUACAAUCAUUAGAAGUUGUAUUGGGGUCUUGGUAUUCGCUUGCUACGACCGAGUACUUCGUUAACGCAAGUGGAAAGAUUGUUAAGAGCUACAAAGCUGCAGUAGAAGCGUGUGCUUUAAUGAACGCUACACUUGCUCUCGUUAAAACUGAACAAGUUCACAGUUUUCUAGUUGAGAAAAUUGGUAACGUUACAAGUAUACCAUAUUCUUUCUACAUUGGUUUAAAACGUUCCAAUGUAAGCACAACCGGAUUCCAAUGGAACGACGGGGCAAACGAAACCGCGAGUAAUACGCUGUGGUUGAAAGGGGAACCGAACAAUAAUUACAGGAUAGAAAAUUGCGUUCAAAUGGGACUUCGCGAACCGCGCAAAAUAAUAUUGUACAAAUGGAACGAUGUAUUUUGCAAUGCACCUGGGCGCUACAUAUGUCAACGCUCUGGAGCUAUAACACCCACCGCAAGUAAAUCACCUGCGCCCUACUACGUCAUAGCAAUUGUGGGUAUUAUUUUUGUUGCAGCAGCUGGUUGUGCUUUGUUUUACUUCAAGAAGAAAGGAAAUCCCGCAUCAGAAAAACAAGUCACCAACGAUGCAGUUGUAGUAGACAACGUCAUUUACAAUGGGUACAAUAACACUCUGGAAAGUCCCGUGAACACAGUAACAGACAUGCAUGGACAUUCUGCUGUAUACUCCGAGAUCACUGAUCUAAUCUAGUGGUUCUUAAAGCAGAACCGAAGUCGAUUUUUAUAAGUGAAGAUCAAAUAGUUCGUACUGUGCUUAAUGUGCACGUUGAAAAUGGUACCGUCAUUAAGAUAACUUAGGUUUGCAACGGUUACGUUGGAAACAUUUUUGUCUCACUUACCCCGACAUGUAUACCGGAGAUCCAUUACUACUUUUUUUCACGGCCGUCUAUAUACUUAUUAUUAUUAUUUAUAUUAUUUGUCACCUGGUCAAUACUAAUCCACUUAUUGUGUUACAUGAAAUACCUGAUGCCAUAACAUCAUUUAUUACACUUCGACCAAAGAGAUUAAAACCAGAUUGGUUUUUAUCUCUUUGCUUCGACCAUGUUUGACUUGUAUUAAAUGUAGAGUUGAGCGCAAUUAACCUCUUUUGUUGAAACCCCGUAGCUUCACUGUUAUUUUAAGUAAUCGGACCUUACCCAUGUAGAAUGGAUAUAAUAGAAACGCCUUAAUUGCUAUAUGUUAAAUUAUUUUAUAUUUCCACGGUAAAGAAUUUAACUUACAUGACAAUAGUGUUUGCAUGCAAAAUCAGAACUCCCGUAUUCCUACAUGUCAUCUGUUUCGAUUUUCGUGACGUCAAUAAAUCAGCUGCACGUCACG